AUGUCCCCAAAAGCCGAAAAGAAACCUGCCUCAAAGGCUCCAGCUGAGAAGAAGCCAGCCGCCAAGAAGACUGCCUCUUCUAUGGAUUCCGGAAAAAAGAGAUCCAAGGUGAGAAAGGAGACUUACUCUUCUUACAUUUACAAGGUUUUGAAACAAACACACCCUGACACUGGUAUUUCUCAAAAAUCUAUGUCGAUUCUAAACUCAUUCGUCAACGACAUUUUCGAAAGAAUUGCCACUGAAGCCUCAAAGCUUGCUGCCUACAACAAGAAAUCUACCAUUUCUGCCAGAGAAAUCCAAACCGCUGUCAGAUUGAUCUUGCCGGGUGAACUAGCCAAGCACGCUGUCUCUGAAGGUACCAGAGCUGUGACCAAGUACUCUUCCUCCACUCAAGCUUAA
Molecule: messenger RNA, 399 nt
Organism: Lachancea nothofagi CBS 11611
Lineage: Eukaryota; Fungi; Ascomycota; Saccharomycetes; Saccharomycetales; Saccharomycetaceae
Source: the annotation of a GenBank genome assembly